Messenger RNA from Galeopterus variegatus (Sunda flying lemur), 4126 nucleotides. It is a transcript of the gene UBE2J1, whose product is annotated as ubiquitin-conjugating enzyme E2, J1. The record is from RefSeq and is a predicted model, not a curated record. NCBI's taxonomy places the organism in Eukaryota, Metazoa, Chordata, Mammalia, Dermoptera, Cynocephalidae. The transcript has 8 exons. The coding region runs from base 33 to 989 and encodes 318 amino acids.
GGCCGUGGAGUGACCGAGGCCAGCGAUCCACCAUGGAGACCCGCUACAACCUGAAGAGUCCGGCUGUUAAACGUUUAAUGAAAGAAGCAGCAGAAUUGAAAGAUCCAACAGAUCAUUACCACGCACAGCCUUUAGAGGAUAACCUUUUUGAAUGGCACUUCACAGUUAGAGGGCCCCCAGAUUCUGAUUUUGAUGGAGGAGUUUAUCAUGGACGAAUAGUACUGCCACCAGAGUAUCCCAUGAAACCACCAAGCAUUAUUCUCCUAACAGCUAAUGGACGAUUUGAAGUGGGCAAGAAAAUCUGUUUGAGCAUCUCAGGACAUCAUCCUGAAACUUGGCAGCCUUCGUGGAGUAUAAGGACAGCAUUAUUAGCCAUCAUUGGGUUUAUGCCAACAAAAGGAGAGGGAGCCAUAGGUUCUCUAGAUUACACACCUGAGGAAAGAAGAGCACUUGCCAAAAAAUCACAAGAUUUUUGUUGUGAAGGGUGUGGCUCUGCCAUGAAGGAUGUCUUGUUGCCUUUAAAAUCUGGAAGUGAUUCAAGCCAGGCUGACCAAGAAGCCAAGGAACUGGCUAGACAAAUCAGUUUUAAGGCAGAAGUCAAUUCAACUGGAAAGACUAUUGCUGAGUCAGACUUAAACCACUCUUUUUCACUAAAUGAUUUACAAGAUGAUAUACCUACAACAUUCCAGGGUGCUACUGCCAGUACGUCGUAUGGAGUCCAGAAUCCCUCAGCAGCAUCCCUUCAACAACCUACCCAACCUGUAGCUAAGAAUACCUCCAUGAGCCCUCGACAGCGCCGGGCCCAGCAGCAGAGUCAGAGAAGGUCAUCUACUUCACCAGAUGGAAUCCAGGGCCAGCAGCCAAGAGCCAACCACACCGAUCAUGGUGGAUCAGCUGUAUUGAUUGUCAUCCUGACUUUGGCAUUGGCAGCUCUUAUAUUCCGACGAAUAUAUCUGGCCAAUGAGUACAUAUUUGACUUUGAGUUAUAAUAUUGUUUUGUGACUUAAGAGCUGUGACUCAGCUGUUUCAUUAAACAUUCUGCAUUGGGUAUAAUCUAAGAAUUGUUUACAAAAAGAUUAUUUUGUAUCUACCCUUCAUUCCUUUUUUGAUCCUUAUAAAUUUAGUAUAAAUAUAGCUAGAUGUUCAGGCAAUGUCCAGCAGUGUGUCCUGUUUAGUUUAAGGGACCGGAAGUCAAAGUUCCUUGUCUCACUCUUUGAUCUGCUUUAUAGGGAAAUAACAUUGUUGUUUCUCAUGCCUCAGCUUCUUUUUAUGUAAAAUUGUGAUACUCUUCUGUAUAGCCCUUUGAAAUUUUCGGAUAAAAGAUGGUGUUUUAAAUUCCAAUGAAUAUUACCAGUUACUCAAUACCAUUUAUUGAGUACUCUGUUUCUACUUAUGUAGAAUGAUAUAGGAACAGAAGAGUUGAAAAGGGAAAGCAAAACUCCUCUAGUAGCUUCCUCAAAAUGUCAUUCAUAAAAGAUACACUGGGAUUGCCCAUUCUAUGCCUUUGUUUGUGUCCUAAAUAUUCUUCAGAAAAAAAAAUUUUAUUUCUGUCAAACAUUUAUGAGCAAGUGAAAUCACAUUUUUGUUAUUGGAUGUUACUUGAAGAGGGAGUAAUUUGUAACCACUUUGAUAUGCCGUUACUAUCCCCCUCUCUAUGAUAUGCACACAAACUUAAAAAGAAAAAACUGUCCUCCAUAGAUCUUUAUUUUAAGGAAGAAAGGGUGCAAGCCAGGAAAUUGCUUGAUUUUCUUCUGAAACUUAAGUGAGAGUAUCUUAAGAUUUGAAUGUUUGCUCUGCUUUGAAUUGUAUUAUCUUUUGAGAUGUAUUAUAUGCCUAACUUUGCAAUCACUAUAAAUUUUAAUUAUUCCGAGAAUAUGCAUAAUGUCGAAAUAUUUCAUGUACCAUUUUAAUAGAAAAGCUCAGGGCCCAAUUAACAGUGGUAGAAGUCAGAAAAACAUUUACUUAGAAAUGUCCACCUAAUCAAAGCCCAAAAAGGAGUUUUCAGUGGAAAAAUCAAUGUAUAACUUUGCGCUAGCUAGCUCCACAGACGCUAGUAGAUAAUGUUAUUAUUUUAAUGCCUGGUGAGACUAUAUAAUCACAGUAAGACUUUCCCUUCAGUGUGUUCAGUUAGCAGCACUGAGGAUGUUGUUAAUGAAGAUUUAAUCUUUAAAUACAGGCAGUCCCCAGCUUUCAAAUAGGUUAUGCUCUAAAAGAGCAUUUGUAAGUUAAUUUUUAACGUUGUAAGUGGUAUUUAGGUUCUAUACCAGUCCACCAAAGUUAGCCCAUAUGUAUCUUGAAUAGUUUGGGGGAGAGUAUUCAUAAAGUCCUUAUGUGUUUUUAACUAAAAUUAUGGGCAAGAUAGAAACAAUUUAUAAAAUCAUUUAAAAGGCAAAUUUAAUUUUACUCCUGUUAUGGGACUUUGGUUCUAUUAAACAUCAGACACAAUUUCUGUUUUCAUUUGAUAGACAGUUUUCCUUUAUGUCUGCAUCUAGAAUAAGAACAUAUUGUAUACUAUUAUAUAAUACAGAGUUGUCUUAACCUUUAAUAAAUUAGCAUUUUAAAGAUGUUUACAGAUUGUUUCUGUUACAUCUAUAGCUGAAGUUGGUAAAGUCUAAAAAGCCCAAGGACUUUAUGAAGACCUCCUAUGUCAGGAAAAUUAUAGGUUACCAUUUUAUAACUUUAUUUUCAUGAGAAAAUACAUUCUGAAGUCUUGGUUUGGAAUACAAGACACUAGAAAUGUUGGUUCAGUGGUCAGUGGCCUCCCAGCAAGUAGGCACUGACCCAGCUGGGAAGGCCAGCUAGCAUUCUUGCCUGAGAAGAAAUCCCCACACCCUCAGCCUAUGCUGAGAUUAAUUGUGUGCUAAGAACAAUCUUCCCGUCUAUUUCCUCUCAGUCACACUUGAGCCAGCCUCUGGGUCUAUGUGACCAUGGGGUGUACCUAUACUUUAAGAGUAAGCCAAGAAGAUUUUGCAUCAUGCAGAUCCUCCUCUAUCUGACCUGCCUCUCUUCCCUCAUUCAUCAACUAACUGGCCACCUGCUUAUGUGUGUUGGGAUUUUUUAGCCCUUGAUGCAUACAUCUGAAAGUGGCACAUUUUGCUCCUUCCAUUUCAUCUCAGCUGUGCCCCCCAAAAUCCUUAAUUGUCGGUCUGACCCCCAUGUGGGGUUAAUGAGCAAAAUUGUUCUUUGGGGCUUUUCUUACCCAAACCCCACUAAAGGGCCUCUUCGGAAAAGUCCCACUUUUCUUUUAAAAGUUCCACUUUUUUUUUUUUUUUUUCAUGGCUGGCUGGUACAGGCAUCUGAACCCUUGAUCUUGGUGUUAUCAGCACCAGGCUCCAUGUAGUGAGCAACUGGCCAGCCCUAAAACCCUACUUUAACUCCUUAGUUCCAGCAUAAGGCCAGUCUCGAUGUAUAAUCUGGUAGGUAAAGGCUUAGGACUCCUUUUUUCUCCAAUCCUCAGAUCUAGGUAACUCAUGGCUUUUUCUUUGACCAACAGAGCACAUGACUACAUAUCAAGGUAGUUAAUAUAGCAUGCUUGAAAAAAUAUAUAAUGUCUGUUUCACUUCUAAUUGUUUAAGCCAAUGAACCUUUCAAAUUGUAUGUAAUGUGGGCUUUGAUGUAGCACUUUACAUUUCCAUGCUGCUUAUUAUUGUUUUAUUCUACUGAAAUAAAUGAAUUUCAUCAAGAUUCAUGAAGUUUUUUAAAAACUUCAAAAAAAUUGUUUAUUGUUUUGAUGAUGGAAAUAUGAAAUUUCGUAUUUCAGGAGAAUAAGAACUCUUUUUCUUAUUUUUGGCUAUGAAUAAACUUUCUGGUAUCUUGAGACCAUUUUUAUAGACCAGAAUCAAUAAACAAGUAAACCUCACAUAUCUGGACUUAUUUGAGCAGAAACCUAGGCUGAAGUACUGAAGAGCCUAUAUUGUUUUGUUACCUGCAAGUUAAUUUAUGUAGACUGAAUGCAUCUGGUGAAUCUGACUUUAACAAAGAGUAAUGUGUACAUUAAUAUAUGUACUAUUAGAGCCUUUGUGGGAGGCUGUGCAUUGCUUUAAAGCUGUUUGGAAUGCCUCUUGAACAGUUAGUUGCCUUCAGAGCUAGAUUGAGCUGCUCAAUAAAACCAGUGACUUUAUUCAUA